Messenger RNA from Ciona intestinalis (vase tunicate), 6325 nucleotides. RefSeq names its product zinc finger SWIM domain-containing protein 8. Gene Ontology annotation, molecular function: zinc ion binding. Gene Ontology annotation, cellular component: Cul2-RING ubiquitin ligase complex. NCBI's taxonomy places the organism in Eukaryota, Metazoa, Chordata, Ascidiacea, Phlebobranchia, Cionidae. The record is from RefSeq and is a predicted model, not a curated record.
CUGAAGAAACAAGCCUGCUGUGACGUCACAACAGUUGAAUAGACUACUUGGUUGCCGAUUCGUUGUUGGUGAUGGUGUUUUGUCUGUCAGCUGCGCUUUAAAAAAUAUACUGGACUCGGAACGAACAAAGAAUAAAGUUUACACUCCGUUGCAUCUAAACCUUUGUUUUUAAAGUAAAAGUUAUGGAGGAAUAAUAUCAAUUUGGAUUCAAACAAUUCAUUUCGCUGGCAAUGGAGAAUUGGGAUGCCAAUGUAGAAGUGGCGGAAGAGGGAUUUUCAUUUGAAGACAGCGACCGAUUUGAUGAUGAAUCUAUUUGCUCAUGGAUGAGCGAAACUGAAAGUUUUUGCACGAAUUGGAGAGGCUGGAGAAGACAGAAUUGUUCAUUGGUUGUUUCCAAUGGCAACCUUAGCAACAAUGGCACAGUUACUUCCUUGAUGGAGUUAUGUGCACAAGCUGUUGCCAUUCAUAUUCCAUUCGAACAAGUUGAAGAGGUUUAUAAACUUGUGCCAGAGAAUGUUCAACUUCGAAUUGCUUUCUGGAGCUUUCCAGACAAUGAAGAAGAUAUAAGAUUAUAUUCAUGUUUGGCAAAUGGCAGUCCAGAUGAAUUUCUCCGAGGAGAACAACUUGUUCGUGGCAAAUGUGUCCGAAAUGUUCUUCAAAUUGGUUUUCAUCUUUGCGCCAACGUUGUCCCACCUGUUAAUGCUGUCAACAAGAAUCCAUGUUCCGUGGCCGUGAUGUUUGAUAGACGAAGAAUAACUUCAUGUAGUUGCAACUGUGGCUCUAGUGCUAAGUGGUGUGCACAUGUUGUUGCACUUUGUCUUAUUCGGAUUCAACAGCCUCUAUCUGUUUGCAUGAGAGCCCCGGUAUCAGAAUCAUUGUCGAGAUUACGAAGAGACCAGCUGCAGAAAUUUGCUCAAUAUCUGAUCAGUGAGCUUCCACAGCAGAUACUUCCAACUGCACAAAGAUUGUUGGAUGAAUUGUUGUCUUCACAAUCUACUGUCAUUAAUAGAUUAAGUGGAGCACCAGACCCAACAGCUGGUCCCAGCAUGUCUGAUAAAAGUCUUUGGUUUUUGGAUGAGCACGCUCUCAAUGACAACAUUAAAAAGGCACUCGUCAAGUUCUGUGGUCCUACCCCGAUAGUGUACAGUGAUGUUAAUUCACUUUAUUUAUCAUCAACUGAACCACCAGCUGCAGCUGAAUAUUCAAGUUUACUACGACCAUUGCGUGGAAGAGAACCGGAAGGGAUUUGGAAUUUGUUGAGUAUUGUUCGUGAAAUGUUAAAACGUCGUGAUUCAAACGCCAUUCCAUUGUUGGAUAUUGUGACUGACCAAUGCCUUGCGUUUGAACAGGUUGCAGUGUGGUGGUACAAUACACGAACAUCAUCAUCAUAUUUACAAAGUGGAUCAGGUUCACAUUCAAGUUCACACCGACCUUCUAACAAUAUCAGUUCAGAGAUUGCCCAACAUGCAGCAGCCAGUAUGUGUGACGAGAUCGUUGCAUUGUGGAGAUUGGUUAUUCUUGAUCCGGGCUGCAAAUCAUCUGCUCGGAAAAAUGAAUUGAAAGCACGUCUUCUACAUUUUCAUGACAAAACACUGGAAAUUAUAAAGCGGGGAAAAUACAAAGAAAGUCAUCUUCUCUUGUUUGAGGGUUUCAAACCAGCAAUAGCUUUCUGUGAUUUUGAUUGGGACACUAUAUCUAUUAAUCUAUGUUCACACAUUGUGCAUAAGAAGUGUCAGUCUAAAGUAGUAGAGCCACCCAACACAAUAAAUGCACCAGAAGAGGGCCUUCUAACAAACGAUAAUUUGUGUGGUCCUGGCACUCCUGGCAAAGCAUUUUGCAAGUCACUCUCCCACCAACCAACCAUCAACAAAACCGUAAAAUGCAACAAACCCCAUUCAUCAUUACAAAAACAAGAUAAUGGAAGUGGUAGUGAUGAUUCUUGUAUAGAGAGAGAUUUUGAAAGUCUGCACAUAAGUCCCGUAACAUUGGAAGAGUCUCCUCUCGACUUUACAUCAGAUGAUGGAUCAUCUGCUUGCUCUCCUGUACAGUUCACCAUGUCUUCUGAGGAUGAUUAUGAAAACAGCACAAUUAACAAUAUUCCUGGGUUAAAAUCCAACAUGAAACUAUCAAUAAAAAAACAAAAUGAAGCAACACCCACAAACAAUGAAGCUUCUACAAGUAGUAAAGUUUCAACACAAAUUGAGCCACCAAGUGAAGAAGAUAACGAAAUGAUGAAAUACCGCCAAGAACUUGAUGCUAUUUUUACAAGGGCAGAAUCAUUAUACACACAUGGUAGAUCAAGAGAGGCGUGUGAGCUUGCUGUGAAGUUAGCCGAAGAAAUUCUUGCACAACCAGAUGAGUUAAUCAAGGAACCACAAUCUCUACAAAAUAAUAAGAAAGCUUGGAUCAAACUGAGCACGUCUUAUGCUUGUAAAUCACUUGAGCGAGCUCUGUUCUUGUGCAAUGUCUUACUGGAACACCAGCGUCACCACACAUUGGCUUUUCGUGUUGGUUUGCAAGGUUUGGAACUUAAACGUCUCCCAGCAAGCAGCAAAGCAUUAGAGGUUAAGUUAUUUUAUCAGCAAGGAGAAUUGGCAAACUUAAUGAAACGAUUACCACUUGGUCAACGUGAAGUUUUAAAACUUUGUGAGAAAGCGAAUGUUCUCGCAAAUAUUGAGGCAACUCAUGACUUUCAACAUGUUCUCCCACUCAUGCUAACAACUUUCAUAUUCGAUGCAUUCUGUCAAACAGUAACUUCACAAAGUGGCCGCACUGCUUCGAACAGUUCAAGACGAGAAAUUACUUCAAAUGAGCAAGAAGUUGGUUUUGCAGCUGCUGUUGCUGCUCUUGGGUUCAAGAUCAAUGUGUCUGAAGCUGAGCAUCCACUGCUAUGUGAAGGAACACGCAAACAAAAGGGUGAACUUGCAUUACAAAUGCUUCUUCUGUAUAAAGAUCAGCGACACAAAUUAAGAUUGAUUAUCGACAGUUUACUUGACAAGACUCUUUCAUCAAACCUUCGUGCUUCAUCGGCUUUCCCGUCAUGCUCGAGUGCAACCACUCGUCGCACACAAACUCACACAGGUGCCUCCGAUGGAAACUUACACAAUGACUUCAAUAAUUCACCUGAUCAACCUGGAAACAGUGGAUAUAAUGUUCAUAGAGAAAGUCCUCACAUAAGUCGAGCAGAUGAAAGCACAGAUGAUGAUGAUGUGAGAAACUUAAGACAUUAUGAUGAUGCUCUAAAUCUUCGUGGACCUCAUGGUGAUGUAAAGUCCUCGAGUUGCGAGGAUGAUUAUCCAUCUUCAUCCACCGUGUGCAGUCCUCCUCGAAGAGACUCCAAGUUAUCAUGGAGGUCGCCAACUGUUCGUCCCAAGAGAAAACAACAUUGUUUGGCGAAUGUGAAUAGUUCUGCAUCGGAGGAAGCAAUGCUGAGUGACACAUCACCACGUUUACGACGUCGGAAUCUCAGUAACGGGGUGAACCAGUUUUCCAACCCACCUGGUGCAGUGACAGGUGGUUCGUCGUGGCUUACACAAAGAUAUCCUUCGAGCCCAAGCAGUGACAGUGGUAGCAGUAGUAGCGUUGAAUCAGUGGGAACUAGUUCAAACGAGAACAAGCGAGUUCAUGAAGUCCCACGUAUCCCGCAAUCCACCCGGUCCCCACCAAGACCUGUUGCUCCAGGAAGUAGCUCUGCUAAUAAUUCGAAGUCAUUGUUCAACUACAGAAAGAACCGUGGAAAGAAUUCGACCUCAGUUCCCGAUCUACCCAACCAACCAUCCGAGGCUGCUGCUCAUUUUUUCUUUGAACUUGCAAAGAAUGUUCUUGUAAAAGCUGGUGGGAACAGCAGUACUUCACUAUUCAUGCAGCAACCACAAGGUAACAAUCAAUCUGGAGUUCAUAGAAACCUGGUAUUGGCAGCAUUUGAGAUUGGAUUAUAUGCUCUUGGCCUUCAUAACUGUGUGUCACCUAACUGGCUCAGUAGGACUUACUCUUCACAUGUGUCUUGGAUCACUGGUCAAGCAAUGGAAAUAGGAAGUGCAGCUCUUCAUAUAUUGGUUGAUUCAUGGGAGGGUCAUCUUACCCCACCUGAAACUGCAUCACUUGCUGAUCGUGCAUCACGAGGUAGAGACAGCACUACUGUUCGUAGAGCAGCUGAACUUGCCCUUAGUGUUCUCCCACACGCUCAUGCUCUCAAUCCGAAUGAAAUACAGCGAGCUUUACUUCAAUGCAGAGAACAGGGAGCUCCCAUGUUAGAAAAGGCUUGUCAUGCAGUUGAACAAGCUGGUAGAGGAGGUGGAGUUUAUCCUGAAGUCUUGUUUGAUGUUGCUAGACAGUGGGAAUGGAUUCAUAGAACUGUGAAUGAAGAAAGUGGAAAUGCUGGGAAUGAGGUUGCUCGUCCAGCCACUGCACCAGUCAGUGUGAACACAACAAUCUCAUCAUCAUCUAAUACAGCACUUCCCGUUGUUACGAUGGCUCCAAGGACAGUUGCACACACUGUAUCUGGUCAAACCAUUCCAGUAUCUGUUAGUGGAGUUGUAUUACCUGGUGGUGGAGUUAUAACUAUACAGGAUCCAAGAAUCCCCCCAAUUUGUCACCCGGCCCCAAUAUUCCAUGGUUUUGCCCCAACCAUUAUGGAUCCACAAAUUAAUGGAGUGUCUACAGGCAUGCCACCUUUACCACACUAUGCAGCAGUGCAUCUACAUCCUGCUCCAGCUAUCAACCUGGUUCCGAUGCCAACUUCAAAUCUUCAUGCUCUUCAAUAUCAUCCAAGUCGAGGUCCAUUCCUCCCAGACCCGCAUCAUCAUCAUCAACUUCAUCAUCAGAGCAAUCCUCAACUUCCACCAAUUCCCGGAAUAAAUCUUCAGAGCUCGCCUAUCUCGACUCAAUUACAAAGUGCUUUCCGUGUUGGAAUGUUGGCACUUGAUCUUCUGACAAAGAGAACGGAAGAUCGUCCAAAUAAUAAAUACGCGAGGAACCCGCCCUAUGCAAGUGAUGUGAAGUGGAUACUAAAGCUCUCAAUCAAAUUAGGAAUGCAGUAUGUGCAGCAGUUCUGUGUAACUGCAGUUGGUGGUGUUUCUUCUCCCUUCGUUCUGCAAGAUAUUGCGCUCGAAACUGCUAAAUAUCUCUCUGAAAAUAAUAACCAGCAGGUGUGUGCUAAUCUUCGUGUACCAUUUCUUCAUCCAAUCCUCAGCAAGUGUUUACAGAUGUAUGUUCAUUUCAUUCACAACCGGUUAUACCACAUACAUCAUACAAGUGAUUAUGAUGACUUUGUGGCACUUGUGCACACUGCACGUGGCGCAUUCUGCAUGUCUCCUGGUGGUCUUCUACAAUUCAAUGAGGUAUUGCAAAGUAUUCGAAGGUCGAAAGCUUGCAAAAAUGAACUGUGGCAAAAGAUUAAUACUGGUCUAUCUCUUUGAUGUCCAAAAAGUGACAUCCAAAUGUGUAUUGUAACAUUCAAACUUAAUGAUAAAGCUGGUAUAUCUUAAUUUGUAUCGCAUUUAGGAAGAUUAUUAGUUUUUACAGCACUCAGGAUGAGGCAUUGUAUUAGUUUUAAUUUUCUAUAUUUAUUGGAUAUGUGAAUCUCAUUGUUGGGUUGCACGUUGAUUUCUUGAAGGUAUUGUAACCUUCUGAUGUAAUCUGGCUACCUUGUAUAAAACAAUGUAGUUUGCAUGUAAUUUUAAAAUGAAAAAAAAAUAUGUGGUUUUACAAAAAGUCUGCAACUAAUUACAUUUUGCUGGCCAUUAUUUGUUGGUUAUAGAUUAUAAUCCAGGAGUUUAUUCAGUUUGUAUUCUUUAAAUGUAACCCAAUUUUCUCUGUUUUGUUUUAUAUGGUUAAAACUAGUAAAAUUUAGCUUUAUUAUUGGUGUCUUAAUGGGUCUUUGCCCAAAGUUAACAAAGGUUUUAUUUUUAUGAUAACUUUUCCAACAGCUAAACAUAUAAAUGGAUUGUUGAUCAUAGAUGAUGCAUUACAUUUACAAUAUUGUAAGGUUGAAAUAUCUCAACAUAUUUUAUAGUGUAUCCAUGUAAAUUUGCAUAUUCUUGUUUUAAGGCAUGUUGUAAUGUAUUGAAACAUGCAAGAUGGUGAAUAGCUACCUCUCUAACUACCUUGAGUAUAUGUGUUUCUUUCACAUUUUAGUUAAAGUUGUAUUUUCCUCCCGAGAUUUUUUUCACUUUACUCUUUGAAUGUUUUUCAAAACUCAAAAGUAUAACUCUUAUGACCAGUUUAGUUUAAAAGUGUGUGUUUGCAGGCUAUAAAAGGGACCUGGUUAUUUUAUAAACUAUCGUAAUUCACCGACAAAUACAGACCAUGUAUUUUCUGAGACAAA